AACUGCAGCAUUGCGGUCUAUAAUUCACAGAGAAUUUAUAGACAAAGAUUUACCGGAACAAACCGAACAGGAAAAACCGGUCGAUCCAGAACAACAAGCGGUACUCGACCAACUUAAAAUCUUGUGGAAAUUUGGAGGAGAUCAAUUGGAAGAAGACGAUCUCCGACCUCCAACCAUAGUCGUCCAGCAGUGGUCAACAGAACAACCGACCUCGGUUAACUUGGCCGACCAACAGAAGUCAGUGCAGUUCAACACAUGGAAGGCACGGAUUGCGAAAGUCAUGACGGUCGAAGAGGUUAACCUGGACAACAAAUGCCCAGAAGCUCACCACCUGGCGUUGGACCCAUUCAUGGAUUCUAAGCCGCUAGACCGACAACUGGUCUUUAAUAGCGAACGAGUAUCUCUCUCACCUAGGUCGACAUGUUCUGUCAAGGUACGGACGGCCAAACCAAUGGACUUGAGAAGACACUCACUUCGUCACCUUACGGCGGAAAAUUCGAGCUGUACGGCCAAUUGAAGCCAGGAUCGAAAUCCGACUUCAGAUAGAUACGGCCUGGAUAAACAUCCAGAAUACGACCCACCAACCGAAGAUAUUAAAGAAGGGCGUACGACUUGGCCGCAUGCAAUACAGCGAUUUCUACGAACCGGACAUCGACAAUGAGCAUGUUAUUUGGAAGCUCCCACUUGGAGUAACCAAAACUUGGCCGACCAAACCAGAGCCAAGACCAUCACCGAAGUUUGAGAUUUUCGAGGCGACAAGAGUUCGAUCUCAACGGAAGGUCAAACUUGAACCUGGAGCCAUAACGAUGGAAAAAGUCGUCAUGGACGUAGCAGUACCCACCGGACAGAAACUUAUGUACCUGGGUGGAUCCGACCCCAAACCAGACUUAGGAGAAAUGAUGGACGGCGUAACCAAACAUGAGGGGAAACGAUUCGGGUAUGGGCGGUGCAGAAAUUCAAGCACUUCAUCGACCACGGACCAUUUACCGUAAGGACGGAAAAUCGAGCAUUGCAGAACCUCCUUCGAUGCGAGACGAACCGACCUGGCUUCAACCCUCGACUAACGCGAUGGGCACUGGUUUUACAAGGACGGGACAUAACCAUCCAGUAUAAGCCAGGAGUAUUCUGCGACAGUGCAGAUGCCCUGUCGAGAUGGCCACUGGAGCGCAGUGACGACAAAGACCCACACGAAGAGCUGGAUCAAGUCCCCAACUUCGAGGACUUUAAAGACGAAAUCAAGGUCUGUACAAUACGGACUCUUAGACGUCUGAAGAAUAACGCAUGGAAGAAGAAGCGAAAGGAUAAGGAGAAACCACGGAAAAUUCCGCUUCCCCCGGUCCUUCCCGGAUGUAACGCUGUAUCCGACUGGCAUGACUUAAGUACCACAGAGGUACGAGUCAUCAACAUACCAGCACCGGAGACACCAGAACCGACUGUUCGGAUGGUCAACACGGCGGAGGAGUCGGAUGAGUUGGAUGUUGAAGAAACACUUCCACCACUGCCCGAACCGAAUGCUGACCUUCGGAAAGCGCAGCUGCGAGACCUGCAACUACGCAAAAUAAUCGACGAACUGGAAAACCCUGAGAAACUUGACCAUAAGUCGAAAUAUCGGGAACACUUCCAGAUGGCUCAAGGAGUGUUGUACCGACCGAAGAUGAUCAACACAAAGUUGGAACGAUAUUUCGUCGUACCGCUCUUUAUGCGAAAUCAAGUUAUCCGAUCGCACCAUGACGGAAAAACCGGAAACCACUUCGGACGGGAGAAGACGAUCGAAGCACUUAAGUUGCGUUACUAUUGAACAAGGAUGAAUAGCGACGCCAUCUCAUACAUUGAGAAAUGCCGACAGUGCAUAAUGACGAAUAUACCCCGAUGUCCGCCACCGGGUAAACUUCAAAAGACGGAGGUCGACGAAGCCUGGUAUCGCGUUUACGCGGACUUCAAAAGCCCCCUGCCUCGGACGGAGACGAAGGGAUACCAGUACAUCGCAGUGGCAACCGCCCAGCUGACGAAAUUCUCCGUCGCCCGGGCAACGAAAACCAACACCGCGAGAGUUUUCGAAAGGUUCUUCGUGAAAGACGUCCUACUGAAGUAUGGAAUGCCGACUUUCAUCCAUUCGGACAAAGAGACACACUUCACGGCCUGGGUCGCGCAGAUUAUUGGCAUCCAACACACACUUGGAACUGCCCACCACCCAGAAGGACAAGGACAAGUCGAACGGCAGAUGCAGACGGUAUGGAACGGUAUACGAAAUUUCUGCGACGUAAAAGACGGACACCGUUGGCACAGAGUCUUAGACUAUGUCGUCUGUGGAAUGAACCGAGCAGUCCACGCCGCGACGAAGUUCUCACCGCUCUACAUGCUAUACGGUCGAGAAAUGACCAUGCCACAGGACAUAGUGGCCGGAACAAACACACCGCGUCAACCGCGCUCGUCGUCGCGAUCAAACAAUUCGCGGUCGGCCACACAAACGCUAUUACCGCAGAUAGAAAAUACCAAUGCUAACGUAACAGCUAAUGUGUUAGCAGGUCUUUCGGUCGGGCCCCAACGUGGAACGGAACAUCGACCAAUACCGCCACAGAGCCUGCCACCGAACACAUCGGUCGAUACAUGGUCUAAUGACGCCUCAUCACUGGCCGGUGCCGACUACAAUAGUCAAACCGAUCAGCCCAGCAUCAACAAUGAUGACUGGACCAGUCUACCCGACACCCACAAUGGUGCCCAGGAUGGCGAACGUAUCUGUUUCAAUUUAUCCGGCAACCACACUGGCGCCAGGGUUGGGUAACACAGCGGGACCAAUUUACACGACGCCCAAAUUUGUGUAUGGUGUAUAACGGACCGCCAAUUCGGUUUGUACCGAUUCCGCCGACGCGCGAAAUGGCAUCUUCAACGAAACUGGCAGCAAUCAGCGUGGUCGGCCCGAACAACACAAUCUCGCCGACUCAGCUCGGGCAUUCCGGACAACAGAAUGUGUGGAAUAACCCAAACGCGACGGAUUAUCUGCUCGAUCGACUGAGUCAACACAGAAAUCAGGUUGGAGGACAGAACCCACAAGGAACUGUUUCGACGACGACUACACAAGUCGUAACGUCGAUGCCUUUACCGCCUGUACCAGCCCUACCGAUCCCACCUAUGAGCAACAAUCUACGAUCUGACGCGGAACUGCGUUACCAAACCGAUAUGGCUCAUUCUCAGAUCGCGGCCCCUUAUAUAAUGGCAUGCUCAAUGAUUUCGCCAGGCCGUUUGCGCUGGCGAAAGGCCUGGCUUUUUGCUCCGCAUGGUCAUCAAUUUUCUGAUGAGGAUGGUCCGUUCCUGGACCAGCAACUGACAGCCUCGAUUGAUGCGGUCAAUCUCAUGGUCAGUCAAGGUGGGACCGCCGGCGCGUAAUCGCUGGCGUAUAUUCUCCUCACUUAAAAUUAGGCGUAGAUAAACUUCUAUGAUCUCGCCGACGACUUGCUAUGCAGGUCCGAUUAUGUUGAACCCGUUUGGGUCAACCGGAUACGAUGCCUCGUUGGGGGCUCGUCCCGCAGCGGUUGCGUUGUCCCUGACGGAACUGCUGGUGCUUUCGGUGGUGAAAGGACGUGUCCUUUGCCAGGAAACUUCUUUGGCGGUGACUUCUUCUUGGCCGGUAGGCCACGAAGCGUCAAAGUCGAUGGUUCAGUCGACUUUGGUUUGAGUAUGGACGGGCCAUGCCUGGUGGGGCCAGGAACGUCUAAGUCCUUUGGCGGGCCACUCCACGAUAGUGUGGUGGUCCUAGUUGGACGAUUCAACUCCCCGUCCUCACGCGGUCCUCUCCAUGGUGGGAGUGACCGUUGCGAAGGAGGCUCUUCUGCUUCAAGCAGAGUCCUCUCCUUCGUUCUAAACCUGGGCGAUUGUGGGCCGCUUGUUGUGGCAGGAGUAGCCGUCCUUUCUGGCGUGCGCUUUCCUCCUAUCGAUUUCCUGGCUGUUGGCCGGACAACAAGGGUGCCGCCAGAAGUAUCGCCUUCGAUUGGUUUCGGCGUAGUCUGUGAUGACGCCGUUGGCGCAUCCACAGCCAUUGGACUUGUCGGUUCACCAGUCGGUUGGGCUGGUGUCGGCUUCUCCGGCGAGAGCUCGAAAGUUUUGUCGAGCAAGCUCACAUCACUUUCGAUGUCCUGCGGUGGAAUGUGUAUACUGGCGUCCGCAGGUUGGCUUGAUGUUGGACCAGGCACCGUUAGGGCCUGGGCCGAUUCAGCUGAAGUUAAGUGUCCAGCUGGUGCUAGGGCGACCGGUUCAUAAGUGAUGGCUAGCGUCGUUGGCGCUGGCGCUGGUUCUGGUCGCCAUUCGUUGACUGGAUCGAAGUCACCGGGUCGUUCCGUCGUUGCCGGGCCAGGUCGUUGGACCUUCCAGUAAUCUUCGAUGAACUCACGGAUCCAUCUUGUAGUAUGGUCCAAAACGGUUAACGAUUCGCCGGUUGGCGUCGUAUUGUUCAGAGUGAGAUCACUGAGCAGAGCCAACCGGUGGGAAAGGCUCUGCGGCUGUUCUAUCAGCCUAGCCGCUUCUGGGUCGAAUGGGCUGAGGUCCUGUAUGCGAAUAGUCAUGCGACGAUCAAUUUCAUUGGCGUCUCUAAUAAGGUUUCUGUUUCUCAGCGCCUGAAGGAUUGUCAUCUUGAUGGGCCCGGUGUCAGCGGCGCGCAAGCGUUGGUUCGCCGCUGUUUGUCCAUCGUCCCAAAUCUUUCAGCCGAGAUGCGCAUAAUAUCCAAAAACCAACGUCUCAACUCCUCCGCCGGUUGGCGUGUUGAAGACUGUGUCGGCGUCAAGAGUCCAACUUGAGCUUCGCGUGAUGGCUGUCCCGGUCGGGGUUUAGGCAACACGCGCCGGCGCCGCAUUGCUUCUUCGAUCGGGCCAAGCUGAUAUUGCCGGUUGCGGAAGUCACGCAACGCUGGCGCGUCAUUGGCUGUGUUCAAUGGAUUCCAGGACGCGCAGAAAUUCCAAGACCAGCGCGACUUUUCUCCGUAUAGUGGCAAUGUUCACGCUCUUCAGACUGCUAAUGGUUUUGCGGAUUUUCUCUAGGGCCUUCUUGGCGUGAAGUUUGCGUUCCCGGGGUGGUAUAUCUCGAUAAGGCCUUAGAUCAUACGGAGAUGAUGCAGGUUCACGCUGUUCCAAACCAGUGACCGUAAACAGUGCCUCGCCGGUAGACGUAGGCUGGGCUACUGGUGGCACGGAUGAUUCCCUGUCGUAGUGGUUACUACGACUACUGGGUUUAAUGGGGGAGGUGGUGCUGAUGGCGCUGGCGCUGGUCGGGCGGGAGCCGUAGAUCCUUCUGUCCUUUGAUGUCUCGCCGUCCGGUGCAGUACCAGCUGCUCUGUCAGUCUGCGAGAUGCCGCCAACAAAGCCUGACCGGUUUGGUCAUGCAGCGGAAAUAUUUCAUGCUGGGCCUGGCGGUUCGCAAUUUCUUCACUAAGUUCAUGCGCGAGGCGCCGGAACUCCUCUUGAUCGACGAGGAUGCGUUUGACCAACUCACGGUAGUGAGGGCUGCGCUUGUCCACCUCUUGAAUCAUAACCUCCAGUUUUUGGAUAGCGUUCUCUACAUCUCUCAAGUUGUCUUGGAGUUGGUAGAGUGGAGUCCGGCCAUCGGCUAAUGGUUCAAUGGGCGAUUCUACUCGCAUCGUCGGCGACGACACGGGCUCCAGGUGGCAUCCGAUGUCGCCGGGCGUUGGCCUUGACAACGACGCAGGUUCCGUCGGUGGGACGGUCUGGUCACGCCCAGCCAACACUGGACUCGGUGCUGGCUCUGUCAUCUGUUCCGGUUCGGCUAGGCCCUGCUGGGCCGCCAAAACUGGUGGAACAUCUGGCCGGUUAUACACCGUGUACCGUCCAUCCACAAAUACCCGUAAUGGGUAAUCACGAAACUCGUUGAGCCGUGAUGUGGUUGGUUGAGGUGCCGGCGGCGCUUCCGUUUGGUACGCCGCUGGGCCCGCUUGUGGGGGUUCGAGUACUGGAUCAGACAGCGCCUGGCCCGUAAGGUCAGAUUGUUCUGCUGAAGUAGGGCUGUGUGGCUGUUGGCCAUAUCCUCCAUACCCGCCGUAAGGCGGUGGGUAUGUAUAGGGUCCUGGCGGAUACAUCCACGGUGGUGGGUAUCGCCAUUGGUUCGAGUCCGGCUGCGGCUGGUUCGAAUGGCCGGCGCAGGAUACGGUGGAUAUCCAUAGUGAGGAUGGUAGUAUGGCGGCGGAGUGUAAUGUGGCCAAGGUCCAGUAUGGAACGGCAUAGUCGUGACCGUUGGCCCGACUGCCACGGUUGUAAAAAUCGGCUGAUUCGACGAAGUGGUCGUUAGGUCACCAUACAAGAUUGGUUGUGGACCGGUACUUCCGUGAGGAUGAUGUCGGACCGUUUGACCCGACGAGGAGUUUGGCUAGCUGCCGACUGCUGCUGCGUUCAUCAAGAGUCCAGUGUCAUCAUAGUAUGUCCCUGGCGGCCAAUAUUGCGGCGGAAUGGCUCGAGCUGGCAGAAGCUGGGCCCGCAGUAGCGGUGUGUCGGCCCGUGGACCGGGUCCGUGUGACAUGUUAGCCAGCUGCUCAGCGGUUAGAAUAGCUCUGAUAUUAUGUACCUGUACAUUUGGAGGCCGGUUAGACGACCGAGUUAAAGAUCCGCCUGCCCGUGAUUCCGGUCAUGAGUAAGGGUGUGAUCGGGUGCUUCGGUCGGAGUCAUCGGAGCGAUCUGUGCGUCGACGCCCUUCCAUCGUUGUGUGGGACGCUGUUACAAGACGAAUCACGCUAUAUUAGACCCCCACCUACUGUGUUAGUUUAUUGUACAGGUUAGCUGCUUCUAAGUUAAAGUUAGUUAAGGUUAGUUAGUUUAAGGUUAGCGGCUCACGGUACGAUCGUAGACUUAAAACUAAUUAGAAUUGCUAUUAUUAGUCUAUUUAUCGUCAUUCUGUCCAGCCUUGUCAACCGUCUUGUCCGGUACACCUGGUUUGAGUGUACUGGACUUGUCCGAUACGCCCGGUGAGAGCGUAUUGGACUUAUGCUUUUUGCUCGUUGAGCUUUUCUCAGAUUUUGCUCGACCCGCAGUUAUACGGGUGAGUAAGUCUUUAUCUGCCUUGUCGUCAGCGACUAUGUCCUCUUCUAGGACUUGCUGAGCGUAAGGGUUGCCUUAGGCUUUUUAGGCGACUUUGGUCUUUUUGGCUUCUCUGUGGGCGCCGGAGCCACUUUAGGCUCUUCGGUCACCGCUGGCUUGUCCAUGGCGGAUGUCCCCUUUUCAGGUUCCGCUGGGGCCAGUGUUGGGUCAAUGACGGCUAAUGGCUGACUUUGAAGCUUGGUCAACCCUGGUGUCUCGAAAUCCAGUUUGGCUUUUCGAGGUCGACCUGGGCCACGCUUCGCUGUUGUAGCUGGGUCCGAUGUAUUUGGGUCAGGUGGGCCGUAGCCUGGGAUUCGCAAAGAUUUUAGCUGUUCCGCCACAAGUUUCUUGGACUGGCCCUUUCCGGGCUUUGUUUUUCCAGCAAUGUCUCGAGUCUGCUCUGGGCGUGUGGGAACUCUGCACUUUGUCCCGGCUCUGCCUUAUUGUUGCACCUUCCCGACUCUGUACCUUCAGGUUCGGCGUCGCUGCCCUUCUUCUUGGACGUUAUUGUGCGACUUGGGCCGUCCGGGUUCAGGUACGGCUUCAGGCGAUGAACAAAAACGGUGUGUUCUACACCGGUGUCUCGCUUUCGGAUCCAGUAAGUGUUUGGCUUGGGUAUUCCGAUGAGAUGUAGACGCCUUCGUACUUGUUUGGAUUGGUCGGGUCGUCUAUCAUAUUCUUUAGGGUGACUAAGUCCCGCUUCUUGAACUCGGCCUGCGACUUCUUUUUGUUAUAGAUGGCCGCAUCCCUCAGGAACCCUUCUCCGAUGCGCGUUUUCGUGAUUUCAUGCGCCCGGUUCAGGCGCUGCUGCAUCCUCUGGACGUAACGUUCGCCGGCGCCGCCAAAGUUACGAAUUCCGUCCCAUAUCGUUUGCAUCUGGCGUUCAACUUGGCCCUGGCCUUCUGGAUGAUAGGCUGAUCCGAAGGUCUGUUCGAUGCCGAAGAUUUUUGCCACUUUGGCGAAGGAUUUUGACGUAAAAUUCGUGCCUCGAUCGGAGUGCAUUAUAUGUGGCUUUCCGUACUUCAGUACAACUUCUUCGACAAGAAACUUCUUGAAUUCCUUGGCCGAGUUUGUCUUGGUCGGCCGGGCUAUGGUGAACUUCGUCAUUUGGUCAACCACCACAGCAAUGUACCGGUAUUUCUUCGUUUGGGUCACCGGUAAUGGUCCUUUAAAAUCGGCAAAGACGCGGUACCAAGGUGCAACAGCUUCAUUCGGCUGCAGCUUACCGUAGGUAGCUCGCCGCGGUACUUUGUCGAUAAUGCACGUCUGACAUCGGUCGAUGUAGUCGUGUAUGUCGGGACAUCGGGCUCCGGCUUUCCCGGUGUGGGCGCCGGCACAAUGAUGACCCGUAUAUCCGCCGUGCUGAAUUCAUUCCAAUUUCCGUGCUGAAUUCAUCCCAAUCGCUGAUUGCGUUACAAUCUGGAAGUAGAGGCUUGUCCCAAUUAUCUGUAGGGUACUCAUCAGUGACUUGCAGCCUACGCACCUUUAUGAUGCGUAAUAGGAUUUUGCCUUGAUAAUCCUCGAAGUUUGGGACUUGAUCCAACUCUUCGUGUGGGCCGUUAUCAUCGUCUCUUUCGAGUGGCCAUCCGGAUAACGCAUCGGUGUUAUCGCAGAAUGUGCGUGGCUUGUACUCAAUGGUGAUGCCUUGUCCCUGUAAGGCGAGGGCUCAUCGAGUAAGACGAGGGUUGGCCGGGCCGGUUAGACUCGCAUCUGAGCAGUUAACGCUCUAUGGUCUGUCCUUACUGUGAAAGGUCCAUGGUUAAUGUAGUGUUUAAUUUUCUGGACGACCCAUACUACGGUUUAGCAUUCCCAUUCGGUCACGCCGUAGUUUUUCUCAGAUCCGUGUAAUACGCGACUCGCAUAGGCGAUUGGCCUCGAGUCCUGGCUGAGAACGGCUCCGAUGCCAGCGCCACUUGCAUCACAUUCCAUGGUGGUCUGCUUGGUCGCAUCGAAUUUGGCCAGUAUGGGCGCCUUGGUCAAGGCAUCUUUGAUUUUGUUGAAUUCGGCGGCGUGUGCUUCAGUCCAGUCGUUCGUGACCGAACUUUCCUUCCGCAGGAGUUCAUACCUCUUGGAAAUCUUCUGGGCGUAUCCCUGGAUAAACUUCCGAUAGUAAUUUGCGAGUCCAAGGAACCAGCGAAGUUGACGCUCGGUCUUGGGCGGUAGUUUCUCGGCGAUGGCCGCUACCUUCUUUGAGUCAGUAUGGACGCCGUCCUUGUUGAGGAUGUGUCCAAGGAAUUGGAGUUUUUCCAUUCCAAAUUCGCAUUUCGACGGUUUUAUCGUGAACCUGGCAACUCGGAGGCAGAUAAGCGUAUUUCCGAACUCUUUCCUGAAUUAUGUGAAGGUUUUGCCGAAGAAAAUUACGUCAUCGAUGCAUGCCAAGACGCCGCCUUGCUUGCGAGCCGGCGUUAUGAUUUUGUCCAUUGUCAUUUGGAAAGUGGCUGGACCAUUGUAGACGCCAAACGGCAUUUGUUUGAACCGGUACAUCCCUUCUGGAGUAACGAAGCUAGUACAGUCCAUGGACGUUGGGUCCAUUGGGAUUUGCCAAAAUCCGGACUGACAAUCUACCUUGCCGUAAUAGGCGUUUCUUGCACACUGGUCCAGAAGUUUAUCUGGAUUGGGCAAUGGGUAAUUGUUCUUUUUGGUCACCGAGUUCAGCUUUAUGUAAUUUAUGCGGAACCGGGUGCUCAUGGUCCCGUCGCCAUUUUUCUUCAAGGCGAGAGCCAUUGGGAAACUCCACGCUGCCAUUGACGGUUCAAUCACGCAUUGGUCAAGCAUUUCCUGGACGUGCUUGUUAAUGAACUCUCGUCCCUUCCAACUCGUUCGGGUUGGGUUCAUCUUAAUUGGUGCAGCGUCGCCAACUUCUAUGACGUGGGUCACUCCUUUGACGUCGUCGUGAAGCUUUUUGGACGUCGGGAAUAUGGCCCUGAGUUCCCAUAAGUCCUGGCGGAGCAGAGCGGUUUGUCCUUCGGUCAGGUGGUCGCCAAAAUGUUCGUUGGCGAUGUUGGCGCGGAUUUCACGCUCCACUUCUGGAUCUUCCUCUCCGGUUUAGAGGGAGUUGAUCUUGGCGUAGUCUUCAUCCGAGAUUUCCUCGUAUGGCUCCACCUAGCCCAUAUUACUCCCUUCCGGAGUAUAUGGGGCUCCUUGGAGUUUGGAGUAGUUUGACACCAGUAUGGUGAAACUACUGCCUUCAUGCUGGACUCGUCUGUCGAGCAUGGCCAGACUCCAUUUGGUGUCCUGGCUUCCGAGGUACAUUAGUUUCUGCUUUGGGUCAACAGGAAAAUCAAAGCUGACCUGGACCGGGUCAAUGGACUCCGGUGGGACUUCCUUUUUUACGGUUGCCCGGACCAUAGCAUGAUCAUUAAUGAUGCGGUACCGAUUGGGGUUAUUCCCUGCCACCUUUGCCAUGAUAAGGCAUUGGGAAUGGACCAAUCUACGCCGUCCUCCUUGGUGUCUGGCUCAAACAUGUCGCUGUAGUACAUGUGGCCAAUUCUUGCACCUCUGCGGAAGAUUUGGUCUCGUGGAGACUUAUUUUGGAUCUGAAUCCACGCAUAUUCGUCAUGUCGAGUUUUGACCUCUGCCUCGAUCGGUAACACCAGGCGGUGUGGUCGUCUCAGUGACCUGAAGUGGAUUGGUCUGCCCGGGUCUAUAGUCCGAUAAGACCGGACCUUGAUCCAGCAAGUUGAGUAUGCUGGUAGAGUGUACCGCUGAUGUACGAAGACAACUUCUCUCUCUUCCUUGAGGCAGUCGAUAGGGCGUUCGGUCCGCAGUGUACGGAUUACCGGCGCCUCGGCUCGGAGUUGGAGAAUUUCUGGGUCAUUCUCGUCAACACUUGAUCACUCCGAUGAUUGGUUAUCGGAUUCCGUGUUCGAUUGGUUAUCGGAGUCCCGAUAACCAGUCGGAGACUCCGAUUGUUUAUCAGAGUCCCGAAUGACCGAGUAUCCUUGGCCCGUCUUCCCGUCGUUCUCAGGUUUGCCUGCCGUAAACUGCCGGAUAUAGUCCCGGAAUUCUGUCGGAGACUUCGGCAGCCGGAUGUUCAGGGCACGACGCAAUUCUGGCUCAUUCAUAUUGGUCUUCAGAAAACGAAAAGUCAUGGUGUCAUCUAAGUUGGCGCGUGCCUUGAGAGUUAGGAUUGCAUCAUAGUAGUGCUCUGGCGUCUCGAAACCGUGCCGGUAGGUACGGUGCGAGAUAUCUCCAAAAGCGUUGGCUUGUUGGUUCUCGUCGUCAUAUCGAGCGGCAAACUUCUGAAGCCACUCGUCGACUGUCCGACCAUCGCCUUCUUCGCGGCUGGCGUGGCCGGUAUACCAUUCCUUGACCGGUUUGGACAAGGAUGCGAAUAUGCGGCUCAUAAAGUCCGUGUCCGGCUUGUUUUAGUCGGGCGAUUGCUUACAGAUUCUUCUAACCUGUGCAAUCCACCCUUUCACAGCUGUUUUGUCGCCGUCGAAGGUUGGUAGGGUUGUCCGGGCAUUGGCCUUUGCGUUGGCUUUUGCGUAUGAGUCAGCCAACGUCUGCAUGUGCAUUAAGUCGUGUACUGGUGGACUGACCCUCGGCGAUGGUGCAGGCGUUAUGUGCUGUACCACCACUUGUGGCGGCGGUUGCGGUGCCUGUGGCACUGGGGCUGGCUGAUGUCCUUGUUGAGGGUUCAUCAACGGUUGAGGCGGGUAUUGGAUGGCUCCGUUGGACGCCAUCCACCCAUAUGUUCCAUUAUCUGGAUCUGGAAAAUUGGAAAUGGUUAUUUGUCGAAAACGGUCGUGAUCCUUGAAUCGAUCAAAGAAAUGUUAAUUUUGUGCGAGCUACAGAUGAAUAAGCAGCGAACUGCUAAAUCCACGGCGUGCUAUGCCGGUCACAAGAAGUUUACCUACCUCAACCACGCGCAUGCCCAGGCGGACCAGUUCUGGGUGACGGUGUCGCCGCUGCCCCUGAUGGUAGCGUGCCCGCUGCGGAGCCGAAGAAUUGGAAGGCGGCGGAACGGGAGUACAAGCGACUCACCGGGCAGGGCGGCGUCCGCGGGGAGAGGCCGUUGAGUACGGUGGAUGAGCGGCCAGUUCGCCAGACCGUUCGGGGAAUCUAAAAUGCCAUGUUUGCCAAAGAUAACAUUCCUUCACUGACCGACUUUGGGCCGUUAGUUGCACCGAUUUCGAGACCGGAUGAAUUUGAUUUUGUCUGUCGGAAUGUCCAGGCUUCGAUAUCUCCAGUUGGAUUCAGAUGAGACAGAGAAAUGGAUGAAAUUGUCAGAUUUGCCGACACUCUAGCAGAGCAGAAUGUUGCUUUAUGAGGUCGAAGAAACCGAUGAAUCAACCGCAAGUCGGCUGUUGGAAACGCGCGUCAUGUUCGUCACAACGGAAGAUAUUUCGGCGGACGAGGAACUGAAACUUGGAUAUUCGUCAAGUUACGCCAACAUGAUUCGUAACGCGAGCUGGAAAUGUCGAGCACAUCUGGAAAAUAUUAGCAGCUCUUGUGAGUGAUACCGGUCGGCCAUACAGGAAAUGUCGAGGAACGGGUGUCGUUCGACUGUAGGCGACGCCGGAGGCAAUAUUGUUGGCCGAAGCGUCCAGCUAACUGCCCUGCAGCGACGGAGAUAUAGAGCGUCCAGCGGAUGUUGUUUGUGUGGAAAAUGGUAAGCGUAACUGCGUGUGAGCGGAGAAGCGGCUCACGUACAGCGACAAAAUCUUUCAAGGAUUUUCAACACUUUGCGCCGUGGUGCAGUGGUACUGCCUACGCGGAUCUAACGACGUAGCCGGGGUUCGAUUCCCCCAUCGGCGUCUUUUUCAGCCGUUUCUCGGUUUCCCUCGGAUUGCGCCCUGCUUAUAUGGUAGCAGAUCGUGGUUCGGUACGUCCACUUCGCCUAUGAGACUGGUGUGCUAACCUCGAACAGGAGGAACAGAGCAAAAACGAAUAAAAAGAUAAAACGAAAGGAGGAUGCGGUGAGCCGGAGCCGCCGCUUAAAAGGGUCGCUUAGUCUCGCUACGAGGACGUAGCGAAAGCUGCAAAGGGGGUGUGAGCGGAAAAGCGGCUCACGUACAGCGACAAAAUCUUUCAAGGAUUUUCAACACUUUGCGCCGUGGUGCAGUGGUACUGCCUACGCGGAUCUAACGACGUAGCCGGGGUUCGAUUCCCCCAUCGGCGUCUUUUUCAGCCGUUUCUCGGUUUCCCUCGGAUUGCGCCCUGCUUAUAUGCUUGCAGUUGAUAACAGCUCGUUGAAUGACGGUGAUCUAUCCAGUUCUGACGAUUCAGCAAUGGGCACGGAUUACAAUUCCGCCCCGUCUGAACAAGAAACUCCUGUUCCGACCACCGCACCCAAAAAACUGGAGGAACGCGAUGGAGCAUAUCAAACAGACCGGAACCUUUUCCUGUUAUUGUCGGCGAUGUUACCGGCACUUCCCCACCACGGUGCUCUUCCAUUUGCACAGCUUUUAACACCAGAGCAUUACCAACCCGGAUCGGUAUCUGGAACGCGACUGUCCCGCUUGCGAUUUCAAUGCCGCAAAUUUUGCCGAAUUGGUGGCGCAUGUCUGGGUGCAUUCUUCCUCCGGGUAGGAAUGCCGGCCCUGUGUUAUCUGUGGAUUACAGAAUACGCGACUGAAGAUAGGGGAUCAUAUGCGUUUGGAACACCCUCAAGAAAUGAAACAACUUGGCAAGCACAGCGAUUACCUCUGCGCGGAUUGCGGGUACACGUUCAAGCUGAAAGUCAACUACACGACCACAUGAAGAAAAACGCGUCCAUCACUCCGGCCGCGUUACAUUUCGGCCGUGGUUCACUUCGGCCAGCACUCAAUUCGGCCAACGCUAUUUCGGCUACUGCUCAUUUUGGCCAUCUUUGGGUUUCUUAGGUUUCUUAGGAUUCUUAGGUUUCUUAUUUUCUUAUUGUUCGUAUUUCUUAUUCUUUCGUAUUUUUUCUUAGGUUUCUUAUUGUUAUGUUUCCUUAGUUUUUUUAAAUUUCUUUGGUUUCUUAAGUUGUUUUAUGUUUCCUAGAUUGAUUUCUUCUGAUGAGGUUCUUUCAGGUUAGCGCAUGUCCGAGACUUCUUUGAUCGACCUUGUGGCGGUCGACUAGCUUUUCGUCAGACCAAAAUGCGUAAGAGAGACACGAUGGUAAGAGGAACGCGUAGAAAGGAAGUCACAAAAUAGUACGUGCGAAAGAGAUAUAAACAAAGAAGUACAACGAGAAGUCGGCAGAGUAAAGGUUUAGGUAAGCCCUGUUUCCGCCGAAAUUUUCUGUGGCCGAAGUGAGUGGUGGCCAAAAUGAACGGCGUCCGAAAAGCAUUGGCUUGAAUGAACGUGGCCGAAAUGAAAACGGCCGAAGUUAUCGGUAGCCUAUGAAGGAGGUAGAUCCGCAGUUUGAGUGCUGGUACUGUGCGUGUAUUUUUUAUUCACCGGAAGAGUUCAGCGCGCACACGGCGGAGCAUGUCGUUGAUAUUCCCGACGUACGAUGCCUCCAGCGAGCAUUUCGUGGAGGCCAAUAUGAAAGUGUGCGAGGUUUGUCUGGUGGUGUGCGGCGGGCAGCAGAAGCUGGCCGAGCACAUUCAACGGAAGCAUGGUCAAGGGAAAGGGCGGAAGAGGAAGAGAAUGCCCAAAUCUGCACCAAAAAGCGAAGGAGAAAACGCAGCAUGCCGGUGUAACUUGCUGUUGUGGUUUUCACUGAUGUAAGUUCAUGCAACACUGCCGAAAGGAAAGAAUAAUUUUUCCCAGGAUUUAACCCACGUUAAAUAAAUAAGGGUCAUUUUGGAACUGGUAAAUGGGUUAUUAUAGCAGUAACAUGUGAUAAGUGUACCGGACUACCGUUUGACUGCCGAAAAAAAAUCAGAACACCUUUGAGUUUG
Paramacrobiotus metropolitanus is the source of this 14884-nucleotide messenger RNA. RefSeq lists its product as uncharacterized. Bases 1805 to 2782 code for a protein of 325 amino acids. Gene Ontology annotation, biological process: DNA integration. The record is from RefSeq and is a predicted model, not a curated record. NCBI's taxonomy places the organism in Eukaryota, Metazoa, Tardigrada, Eutardigrada, Parachela, Macrobiotidae. Gene Ontology annotation, molecular function: nucleic acid binding. The transcript is spliced from 6 exons.